This is a messenger RNA of Penicillium concentricum, 852 nucleotides long. Its product is annotated as class I SAM-dependent methyltransferase. The transcript is spliced from 4 exons. The record is from RefSeq and is a predicted model, not a curated record. The coding region runs from base 1 to 852 and encodes 283 amino acids. NCBI's taxonomy places the organism in Eukaryota, Fungi, Ascomycota, Eurotiomycetes, Eurotiales, Aspergillaceae.
AUGAUCAAUACUCAGGAUAAAUAUGUUUUUGGUAGAGACCAGAAGGAAUCAGAACGACUUAAUGCACAGCACAACCUGCUAUCGAAAGUGACCAAGAACAACCUGAUCCAUUCAUCAAUUCCCAAAGAAGGCGUGCUUUCUGUUGCAGAUAUAGGUACUGGAACUGGUAUCUGGCUGAAGGAUGUUUCGCAAAUACUGGAUAAAACACACAAUCAGUGUUACUAUCAUGGAUUUGACAUCUCAGCGGACCAGUUUCCUGAAAAGCCAGGAAACAUCCAAUUUUCUGUCCAAGAUAUAACAUUACCGUUUCCCAAAGAACAUUGGAACCGGUAUGACAUAGUCCAUGUGAGACUACUAAUUGGUGCUCUCGAAGAAUCCGAGUACAAAACUGCAGUGUCCAAUCUUUCUACCAUCUUGAAGCCCGGCGGCUUUAUUCAAUGGGAGGAAGUCGACGAAGAAUCAUACAUAUCAGCCGAUAACCCGGUCAUUUGGGAGAUUCGACGGUGUUUUGACCUUGCGUUGAAAGCCGAGAAGAAAUGUUUCACAGCAUCAGCCAAGGUCUACGAGGAGUGCAUAGCAGCCGGUUUGCUGGAUGUUGUGCGGCUGGAUUAUCGCUCAGACUGGAAUAGUGACCUCCGCCUUGACACCGAGGAAAGGCUCACUACCAUUAUUGAAACCUUGUAUGCAAGUCUUUUGUUGCGGUCUGGGCAGGUUGCUGAUGAAGAGGCGGCAUCGAAACGAGCUGGGGAGUUAAUCGAGCAGCAUUGUCGUCUUUGUGCGGAUGGAAAUACCCCACCGUUGAAAGUGAUGAGAGUUGUUGCCCAGAAGCCACUUGAUAGUCCAUGCCUAUAA